AUGAAUUGAGCGAAAUCACUUUUGUUCUCGUCGAAUAGAAUAUGGCGGUGCAGGAUGUGCAAAAGCUUUUAAUUUUCUGAUUCUAUGUGCGAUAUUUUUUGGCUUUUUAACUAUAAAGUUACUAUAAAUAUAGUAUUGCAUGUAACCUAUACUGUGAGUCGCCUAACUUGAGCUUUUAGUUAAAUUUCUAGUCUAAGUUGCAAUGAAAAUUAUUACUUCAUUGGUGGUGUAAAAAUAAUUGUGACAAAUAUAGCACACAAUUUCAGCUUGCUAUGUUUGACAUGGCUACGCUCAUUCAAGAGAAUGGUAUAAAAGAGCUUAGCAAAGCAUCACACAAUGUAGUCAACCAUGGAAUGACUACACACGCCGUCGCGAGCCACAUGGUACCCGACCAUGAGUAUUGCGAAGCGGGCAAGCCUGAGCCGCCGGAGCCACAAUGCAUCGACACGGACGUGGCAAUGGUGCAACAGGAUCCGAAGGAAGAAGACGAGGAAGAAACUCCGGAAAUAGACAUAAUGAUAAACAAUGUUGUGUGCAGUUUUAGUGUUAAGUGCCACUUGAACUUGAGACAGAUCGCGUUGAACGGUGUAAACGUAGAGUUCCGCCGCGAGAACGGAAUGGUGACGAUGAAGCUGCGGCGUCCGUACACCACGGCGUCCAUCUGGUCGUCGGGCCGCAUCACGUGCACCGGCGCCACCAGCGAGGACCAGGCCAAGGUGGCAGCGAGGCGCUACGCCCGCGCCCUGCAGAAGCUGGGCUUCCAAGCGCGCUUCCGCAACUUCCGCGUAGUCAACGUGCUGGGGACCUGUCGAAUGCCGUUCGGCAUUCGGAUUAUAGCAUUUUCCAAAAAAUACAAAGAGGCAGAUUACGAGCCGGAGCUUCACCCAGGCGUCACAUACAAGCUGUACAACCCGAAAGCCACCCUCAAGAUAUUCUCAACAGGCGGAGUCACAAUAACAGCUCGCAGCGUGAGCGACGUGCAGUCGGCCGUGGAGCGCAUCUUCCCGCUGGUGUACGAGUUCCGCAAGCCGCGCACGACGGCCGACGACGAGCUGCUGCGCCAGAAGCGCGCGGCACGGCGCGGGGCGGGCCCGGCGCCCCCGCGCGCGCCGCCCCGCGCCCCCGCCGCGCCCGCCGACGACCCCAUGCACCUCGUCACGCUCUCCGACGACGACAAGGACGCCUGGGAGUGACCGCCCAACGUUUGGCAUAUGACGCAUCAGCAAUGACCAUCGGUUGUUAGUGCGAUCGCGUGUGAAUUGUCGGCGAGCUAUUUUCAGUUCAUGCCAAAGAUAUUUAUUAGGGGGCGCUUUGCGUCGCGCUAUGAGUCAGGGGCGAUCUGAUCCUGCCGCCGCGGCCGCUACUAGCAGUUCUCGCUUCGAUCUCGAUCCAGUGAUUUAUUUGUUGACUAUUAUUUGACGAUCUCCGAACGGACUCACGUGUCACGACUGGACUGAGCCAGAGCGAUACUCUUUUGUGUCAAUUAUUGUUUAUUUUUUUAAGUGUGACACGGACCGACGUGGACCGCGGUCGGCGCCGCAAUCUGCAUCUACCCCCAGUGUGCGUAGGUACGGUUGAUUCUUUUAACUCGUUUGAUUGUAAACCAAAUUGUUGUAAUAAUAAAAAAUGAUGAGAGAACAUAUCUCGACCGAUACUCAA
This is a messenger RNA of Bicyclus anynana (squinting bush brown), 1659 nucleotides long. RefSeq names its product TATA box-binding protein-like 1. The coding region runs from base 273 to 1193 and encodes 306 amino acids. Gene Ontology annotation, biological process: DNA-templated transcription initiation. Lineage: Eukaryota; Metazoa; Arthropoda; Insecta; Lepidoptera; Nymphalidae. Gene Ontology annotation, molecular function: DNA binding; general transcription initiation factor activity. The record is from RefSeq and is a predicted model, not a curated record. The transcript has 4 exons.